UGACGCAGGUCAGACCACACAAGAAUUCAGUCCAUCUGAAUAAUCAGGUGUAUAAAAGUCUGAGGUUAGAGAAGAGAGAUUGAGACGUCCCACCGACUGAAGCGAGAGGAUCUGAAACGACAGUAUUUCUACAGGUGUCAGUAUCCUCAGCUCUCUACAAAAGCCAUGAGUUCACCGAGCAGCUGUCAAAUACUUCUCCUGGUUGCGAUCUGCAGUGUUUUCUGCAGCAGGACUUUUGCAUUGCCUGCGAUUUCUGCAUAUUCUGACAUCAGAUCAGAAACUCUGGAUGAAGAUGGGCAAGAUGAUUGGACAAGCGAUCCAUCACUACAGGAUUUAGAGACGUAUAAACUCUUAUAUGAAAUCGCAAACACAGUUGAGAGACCAUCGAGACACGCUGACGGGUUGUUCACGAGCGGAUACAGCAAACUCCUCGGCCAACUCUCCGCUAAAGAAUAUCUGGAGUCUCUGCUGGCAAAGAGAGUCAGUGAUGAACUGGGUGUGGAGCAGAUGCCAGUCAAACGUCAUUCAGACGCCGUCUUCACAGACAACUACAGUCGAUACCGUAAACAGAUGGCAGCCAAGAAAUACCUCAACUCAGUGUUAGCAGGGAAAAGAAGGCAAGCGAUAAUAUGACUGUUGUUCAUACGCUGUGUUAUCUGUGCUAUUAUUGCUUCAAUCAUCUGACUUACAGUUAACAACACAUGAACCCUUUCUGAUGAUGCUAGCAACUGCACAACAGAUCACAGAAACUUACAGAGUACUUAUACAUUAAACACCUUGGCAACUACAUAGCAACAUGAUAAAAAUCAUUGAAUACACCUCAUCACCAUGGCAACAACAUCCGCCAAGCAUCACUCACAUCUGUAAUGAUGUGAUUGAAUAUAAUCCUUUAGUAAUGAUCUGAUCUCUCCUGUAGGUGAUGUGUACUCAGACUCUUUACCAUGUAAGUGCACUUAACUUUCAUGUGCACUUGAACCAAGUUAUCAUGACAAUGUUUUAGUGGCUCUUCUGUUACCUGAUGUUGUUGUUUUAUUUUUACAUCUGUAGGUGAUGGACAGCACUGUUUGAAGCCUCUAGCUGAUAUUAUAUACUCCAGCUUACAAACCUCACACAUUAUACAGAUAUAAAACACUCAACAUAAUGUUCAUGAAACACUCGGAUAAAUAUCAUUCUGACAUUUCUUCGUUUUGUUGUUGUUGAUGGGUUAUGCUGUCCUGUCUAAAAUUAUUGAUAACUGAAAUCUAACAAUAAAAAUAAUUUGUAAAAACAA
Molecule: messenger RNA, 1270 nt
Organism: Misgurnus anguillicaudatus (oriental weatherfish)
Lineage: Eukaryota; Metazoa; Chordata; Actinopteri; Cypriniformes; Cobitidae
Source: RefSeq, a predicted model, not a curated record